Messenger RNA from Penicillium malachiteum, 870 nucleotides. RefSeq lists its product as uncharacterized. The transcript has 4 exons. The coding region runs from base 1 to 870 and encodes 289 amino acids. NCBI's taxonomy places the organism in Eukaryota, Fungi, Ascomycota, Eurotiomycetes, Eurotiales, Aspergillaceae. The record is from RefSeq and is a predicted model, not a curated record.
AUGGCCAAGCAAGGUGGAUUUCGACAUCUUGCCGAUCUGAGUGAUCAGGAAAAGGUCACUUGUGUCAAGUGGAACUGGAUCACUCAAGAAUGGGGAAUCUCCGGCCUCGUGGCUGGCAAAGUAUCAGUUGCUUUGCAGCUUCUGAGAAUCAUCGGACCAAAUAAUAAAAUCACCCGAUGGGCUCUGUACGCUCUCAUUGCUUCACUGAUUACGUUCAGUCUGGUGGAUUGUAUCAUCACUUUUGCUCAAUGUGAUCCACCAAGAGCUCUUUGGGAUCUCGUUCCCAACGCCAAAUGCUGGAAUAGUUCGGUCCAAGCCGACUAUGCUCUGUUUGUUGGAGCGUGGAAUGUUCUGGCCGAUUUUACCCUCGCCUUGCUCCCAGUCAGCAUUGUUAUCAAGACAUCCCUUACUCUGAAGAAACGACUAGCAACAAUUGCUCUCUUAGGAUUGGGUAUCGUUGCUGGAUGCUUUGGUAUUGUCAAAGUCACCUUACUGUCUACAUUGACUGCACGCUCCGAUUUGACCUGGGAAACAUACCCUCUUUACAUCUGGACCAGUCUCGAAUUUUGGAUGAUUAUCAUUUGUGGUUCAAUCCCACCCAUCCGACCCCUGAUUACUCGCAUAUUUGGUUCUGGCACCCAAAAUUCCGCCACCGGCUACUACGAUUUCUCUUCCAGUAGCAAGAGAUCCAACCCGCUCGGCAAAAUGGGGGUUAGCCAGGGGUCACAAAUUCCUGAUGGCUUUUCACGGAUGUCUCACUCGGAGGAAUACCCCGAUCAAGAACUCGGGCAACUUAACAACUACAGUGCAAAUGCGGAUAGUCGGGCUACGCGUAUGCCCAAUGCUGUUGUUGCCGACGAGAGGAGAUAG